Messenger RNA from Microthlaspi erraticum, 2046 nucleotides. The record is from the annotation of a GenBank genome assembly. Lineage: Eukaryota; Viridiplantae; Streptophyta; Magnoliopsida; Brassicales; Brassicaceae.
AUGUCUCUUGAUGUUGUAGCAGGAAUGGUGUCUGCUUGUAAGAACAUCAUUGCUGAGCUUAACCGUGGAGACAAACUGGAUGGUGAUAAUUAUGAUAUAUGGUAUCGUAAAGUCCAGUACGUCCUCGAGGAGCAAGAAGUAAAAGAGACUCUUUUACAUCUCAUGGAAGAGCCUGAGCAGGGCAAUACUCCUCAACAUGUGAGAGAUCAAGAGGCAUAUAAUGUCUGGAAAAGAAAGAACAGCAUCGCUCGCAUCACAUUGCUGAGUUGUAUGCAAGAUGAUCUCAUGUGUGAGUUUGAAGAGUAUGAAACUGCAAAAGGCAUGUGGGAGGCCUUGAAAGAAAAGUUUGGUGCUACUUCAGCAACCAAACUUAGGAGACUCAAUCAAAGGUUCAGUGACUAUAAGAAGCGCCCAAACCUUUCAAUGAGACAGCAUCUUAGAGUCAUGUCGAACAUGAUUAUAGAGUUGAAGAAUGCUGGUCAGAUCAUGUCUAAUGAACAGCAAGUCCAAGCGGUUCUCCGUUCAUUACCUGAAAAGGAUGAGCGCUUAGAGGCUGCCAAACCCUUUAACGAGGCCAACUAUGCGAAUUCAAACUCUGGUUUGAAACGCAAGAGAGGUUACAAUGGAAACAAGGCUCCUGAUCAACCUGAUGCUAAGAGGCAAAAGAAGUAUGUCAAGCGUGGAAAACGUGGAGGCAAGAAGGAUAAGACCAAGAUAAAAUGCUACAACUGUGGCUCAUUGGGUCACUUUGCUCGUGAAUGCACUGAGGCAAAGAAGGUAUUAUCUUUGGACUCUACUUGCAAAUAUGCUUAUGUUUCUAGUUGUGUAAUGCUAACAGAAUCUCAUCCUUUGUGGAUUGAAGACUCUGGAGCAACAGACCACGUAGCUAGAAGUCGAGAAGCAUUUGUGGAGUACCGACGGGUGCCCAAAGGUACAAGAUGGUUAUAUGUGGGAAACAACUCCAAGGUUGCGGUACAAGGUAUCGGAACCUGUCAGCUACACAUGAGUGGCGGGAAAACUCUCAUACUGCAUGAUGUCUUGUAUGCUCCUGAAAUCCGUCGGGACCUAGUCUCUGUUUUGGCAUUACUUAAGUCUAUGAUGGCGCAAGCUAACCUUCCAAUUUCGUAUUGGGGGGAUGCAUUGCUUACUGCAGCCUAUAUACUUAACCUUGUGCCCUCUAAAUCUGUUACUACUACUCCCUAUGAGUUAUGGAUGGGUAGGAAACCUAACCUAACUCAUCUAAGAGCUUGGGGAUCAGCUGCUUUUGUUCGUGAUACUUCACAUCCUCAUGGAAAAUUGGGUCCUAGAGGAAAGAAGUGUAUCUUUAUAAGAUACUCUGAGCAAUCUAAAGGAUAUGUGCUCAUUGGCGAACACUCAGAUGGAAGUAUAACAGAGAUUGAAUCACGAGAUGUUACAUUCUUGGAAAAUGAUUUUCCUAAAAGGGGAGAGAUUGAUAGAGUACUCCAUCUUGAAGAGAUUCCUGACCAUACUAGUAUUCCUCCUACCAACCAAUCUGUGGAAGUUAGUGAAGGUUCACAUGAACUAUCACAACUUAGUGGGAGAGAAACAUUGGUUGAAUCGCAAGAUAUUGAGUUGCGAAGAAGUAACCGUGGAAAUGUUCCCCGUCGUCGUUUUGAGAUAGAAGAGGAAGCUUUCAUGGUUGCUCUAUAUGAUGACCUGGAACCCAGAUCGGUUCAAGAGGCUCUCUCUUGCCCAAACUCAAAUGAAUGGAAUGAUGCAGUAGGAGAAGAACUAGAAUCGAUGAAAGAAAACCAUGUCUGGGACUUGGUUGACCUUCCGCCAGAACGUCGAGCGAUCGGAAAUAAAUGCAUUUUUAAGAUCAAACGUAAGGCGGACGGAUCGAUAGAUAGGUACAAGGCUCGCUUGGUAGCGAAAGGUUAUACCCAACAAGAGGGUAUAGACUAUGAGGAAACGUUUUCACCUGUGGUGAGGUUUGCCUCUAUUCGCCUUAUUCUCGCAAUCGUUGCCGGAUUAGAUUUAGAGUUACAUCAAAUGGAUGUUAAGACUGCGUUUCUUAACGGGUAA